Molecule: messenger RNA, 1545 nt
Organism: Grammomys surdaster
Lineage: Eukaryota; Metazoa; Chordata; Mammalia; Rodentia; Muridae
Gene: Nhlrc1
Product: NHL repeat containing E3 ubiquitin protein ligase 1
Exons: 1
Coding region: 1-1194 (397 amino acids)
Biological process (GO): proteasome-mediated ubiquitin-dependent protein catabolic process; protein polyubiquitination; negative regulation of translation
Molecular function (GO): translation repressor activity; ubiquitin protein ligase activity; protein binding
Source: RefSeq, a predicted model, not a curated record
AUGGGGGAGGAGGCGGCGGGGGUGCGGCCCGAGCUGGUGCGGGAGGCGGAGGUCAGCCUGCUGGAGUGCAAGGUGUGCUUCGAGAGGUUCGGCCACCGGCAGCAGCGGCGCCCGCGCAACCUGCCCUGCGGCCACGUGGUCUGCUUGGCCUGCGUCGCCGCCCUCGCGCACCCGCGGACGCUGGCCCUCGAGUGUCCCUUCUGCCGGCGGGCCUGCCGGGCCUGUGACACCAGCGAUUGCCUGCCGGUGCUGCACCUUCUGGAGCUCCUGGGCUCUACCCUCCACGCGAACCCCGCUGCCCUCAGUGCUGCCGCACCCUGUGCGCCUGGGGCUCUCACCUGCUACCACGCCUUUGGCGGGUGGGGGACCCUAGUGAACCCCACAGGGCUUGCACUGUGCCCCAAGACCGGACGGGUAGUGGUCGUGCACGACGGUAAGAGACGAGUCAAGAUCUUUGACUCCGGAGGAGGGGGCGCACACCAGUUUGGAGAGAAGGGGGACGCAGCGCACGACGUCAAGUACCCACUGGAUGUCGCCGUCACCAACGACUGCCAUGUGGUUGUCACCGACGCUGGCGACUGCUCCCUUAAAGUGUUUGAUUUCUUUGGCCAGAUCAAACUGGUUGUGGGAAAGCAAUUUGCUCUGCCUUGGGGUGUGGAGAUCACCCCUCACAAUGGGGUCCUGGUGACUGACGCAGAGGCAGGGACUUUGCACCUGCUGGAAGUGGAUUUCCCUGAAGGAGUCCUUCGGAGAAUUGAGAGGUUGCAAGCUCACCUGUGCAACCCCCGUGGGGUGGCUGUGUCGUGGCUCACCGGGGCCAUCGCGGUCCUAGAGCAUCCUUGUGCCUUUGGGACGGCAAGCUGUAGCAACACAAGGGUGAAGGUGUUCAGCUCCACCAUGCAGCUGAUUGGCCAGGUGGAUAGCUUCGGGCUGAACCUCCUCUUCCCCUCCAAAAUAACCGCCUCAGCUGUCACCUUUGAUCACCAAGGAAACGUGAUUGUUGCUGAUACCUCUGGUCCAGCCAUCGUGUGCUUGGGGAAACCUGAGGAGUUUCCAGCCCUGAAGCCUAUGGUUACUCAUGGCCUUUCCCGUCCUGUGGCACUGGUCUUCAACAAGGAGAAUUCUCUUCUUGUGCUGGAUACUGCAUCUCAUUCUAUAAAAGUCUAUAAAGUGAUGGAGGGUAAUGGAGGGUGACGGGGAUCCUGACGCCUGGAGUCAGAAAUCCUGGUGUCUUAGGAGUGAGUCAGUAUCACUUACCCAUGCAGGCAGGGGGAAUGGUAACUGCCUGGCAAAAGCAGUUAUUAAAGACUUCUAGUUACAUUUGUCAUUCGGUGAACGCCUAUUCCCGCGUUAGGAAAUUUGCAGAUCUUAGCCCGUUUGUUCCUUAACACACAGUGAUGUUAAUUCCUGUUAUCAGUCUGUCUCGGAGAUGAGAAAACAGACCCAGAGUAUUCACCAUGGUCUCUUUAGAGUUGUAUUAACUGGGACAGUUGAAUUCAAUUCUGGCUCUAAACCACUUGCUUUUAAAUAAGAUGCCAGAUGUCA